UGGCUCUCCUCGCGGCAGGCGCGGGUGUCGCCAUAGCGGCGACGGAGCCUCCUCAGCCCCAGCGGCGCGGGUGGGAUCGGAUCGGAUCGGAUCGAAUCGGAUCGGUCUGGCCCUCCCGGAGCGCCUCCCGAAGCACCCCGGCCCCGUCCGGACCCGCAGGCGGGGCGGCCGCCGCUCCGUGAGAAGGCGCCGCGCGGGCCUUGGCCUGUCCGGACGGCCACCUCUGCGCGUCGGCCAUGGCCAUGUACAAACCGGUGGUGGUUCAGCAGUUCCCCAAGCUUGGGGAGCGGAUCACGCAGGAUACGGUCUACUGGCGGGGCUACAAGACACCUGUCCAAAUAAAGGAAUUCGGUGCCAUAAAUAAGAUCGACUUCUCCCCGGUUGCUCCGUAUAACUAUGCGGUCACAGCCUCCUCGAGGGUAAGUGGCUUUGCCGAGGGUUUUCAGCUCUUGUCCGUCAGUUUGUGUCACCUGAGCGAGCCUCAUCUCUCCUUCUUCUGCCAGAUCCACAUUUAUGGUCGGUACUCCCAGGAGCCAAUCAAAACCUUUUCGCGGUUCAGAGAUGCGGCCUACUGUGCCACGUACAGAGACGAUGGCAAUCUGCUGGUUGCUGGCAGUGAGGAAGGCAGCAUUCGCCUCUUUGACAUCAGUGGAAAAGCACCCCUGAGGCAGUUUGAUGGUCAUACCAAGAAAGCUGUUCACGUAGCGGGCUUCCUGUCGGAUAAAUACCGAAUAUUUUCUGGUGGUGAUGAUUACUCAUCAAAUCUGUGGGAUAUUCCGAAGGGUACAGAAAUUAUCUCAUUCAGUGAGCAUACUGACUACGUCAGAUGUGGCUGUGCAAGUAAAGUGAAUGCAGAUGUCUUUAUAACAGGUUCCUAUGAUCACACUGUGAAACUAUUUGAUGCACGAACAAAAAGUAGUAUCAUGACAAUAGACCAUGGCCAGCCUGUGGAGAGUGUGCUUCUGUUCCCUUCUGGUGGGCUUCUGGUAUCUGCAGGAGGUCGAUACGUCAAAGUUUGGGAUGUACUGAAAGGUGGACAACUAUUAGUUUCACUUAAAAAUCACCAUAAAACUGUAACGUGUUUGUGCCUGAACAGCUCUGGACAAAGAUUAUUAUCAGGAUCCUUGGACAGGCAUGUGAAGAUUUACAGUACUACUUCCUACAAAGUAGUCCACAGCUUUAACUAUGCCACAUCCAUCCUCAGUCUUGCGCUGUCGCCUGAAGAUGAAACCAUAGUCGUAGGCAUGACCAAUGGGGUACUUAAUGUUAAACACAGGAAACCUGAAGAAAGGAAAGAAAAGUCUCAACAGAAGAGACAACCAGCAUAUAGAACUUAUAUGAAAGGAAGAACUUACAUGCCAAAACAGGAAGAUUUCUGUGUUAGUAAACCUGCAAAACGUGUUUUGAGGAAAUAUGACAAGCUGCUGAAGAGCUUCCAGUCUUCCAAGGCCCUGGAUGCCGUGCUGGAGCCACCCAUCAGGCUUCACACUCCUGAGGUUACGGUUGCAGUCAUGCAGGAGCUGCAUCGCAGAGGAACGCUGAGGAGUGCACUUGCAGGCCGAGAUGAGAAGCAAAUAAAUCUCCUUCUUACCUUUGUAGCAAGACGUGUGAUUGAGCCUAGAUUUACUCCUGUUCUGGUGACUGUUGCAGAUAUGAUCACUGACAUUUAUCAUCCUGUGGUUGGGCAGUCAGCAAUUGUUGACAGACAAUUCUUGAAACUUCAGGAAGCCAUAGGAAAAGAAAUUGACUAUCAAGAGGAACUACUAGAAGUUUUGGGAAUGAUGGAUACGCUGUUUGCUUCUUUUACUAAAAAAAGAGAUACUUAUCUAGAAGACAACCAAAAUAAUGGUCUUAAAAAGAUGAUUGAAACAAAUGUGAAUAACUGACUUCUGCCAUAACAAAUUUGCGCACAACAGACAUAAUGUGGACUUGAAGUACAUGACCUGUUCUGGUAACUUUUUAUUAUAGAGCCUUUCAAAAUAAUCCCCUGUAUGUUGAAGUUCUGUGUCCCAAACUGUGUUUUUUUAAUAGGCUGAAGUACUAAAGGGGGAGAUGGGAAGACAUUGUCACGAUUUUCCAUGAAAUAUUUUUCAAACAAUCAAAUUUUAAAGUUUUAUUCCAAAGUUCUGUAACUUCGAAGGAGUGCUUUGUGCAUUCAGUUCAAAGUUAUUGAUCUAGAGAAACAGUGAAAAAUUUUCAGUUUCUAUUUAAAAUAAAAUAGUUGAAUUUUGUAUAAUUCUAAUGUUUCAUUGUCCUUAUUUAAGGUUAAUAAUCUGUCUCACAUACCUGGAAAUACGAAUAAAACAGGUAUUCAUUU
Calypte anna (Anna's hummingbird) is the source of this 2317-nucleotide messenger RNA. RefSeq names its product UTP15 small subunit processome component (gene UTP15). The transcript is spliced from 11 exons. Gene Ontology annotation, biological process: positive regulation of transcription by RNA polymerase I; rRNA processing. Gene Ontology annotation, cellular component: nucleolus. Gene Ontology annotation, molecular function: protein binding. NCBI's taxonomy places the organism in Eukaryota, Metazoa, Chordata, Aves, Apodiformes, Trochilidae. Bases 237 to 1886 code for a protein of 549 amino acids. The record is from RefSeq and is a predicted model, not a curated record.